Bombus impatiens (common eastern bumble bee) is the source of this 1200-nucleotide messenger RNA. RefSeq names its product ubiquitin-conjugating enzyme E2 L3 (gene Ubc10). Gene Ontology annotation, molecular function: ubiquitin conjugating enzyme activity. Gene Ontology annotation, cellular component: nucleus. The record is from RefSeq and is a predicted model, not a curated record. The coding region runs from base 300 to 779 and encodes 159 amino acids. The transcript has 4 exons. NCBI's taxonomy places the organism in Eukaryota, Metazoa, Arthropoda, Insecta, Hymenoptera, Apidae. Gene Ontology annotation, biological process: protein polyubiquitination; ubiquitin-dependent protein catabolic process.
AUGUACAUAUGUAUAAACCCCAAACGCACGCACGCGUACAAUACAAUACAGUUAAACGAAUAGGACGGAGAGCAAUUCAUAUUCGUGACUAACAGUAAAUAAUCUACAUUUGUAUUGAUGAGAAAUUAGUGCCGUAAAACAAAAUCCAACGAAAGGGAAUAUAUAGUGUUUUGUUCGAUGUUCGUUUACCAAAGACUUUCAUAAAAAAUACUAGGGUAUUUUCGAAGACAGAAUAGCUGUGAAGCCAUCACUAAAGAACUUGACAAGUUUUACUACUUUUAGUGAAAUUUAUUUUCAAAAUGGCAGCUACGAGAAGAUUGCAAAAGGAACUUGGUGAUUUAAGAGCUUCGGCAAUGAAAAAUUUUACAAAUAUUCAAGUAGAUGAAUCGAAUAUUCUCACUUGGCAAGGUCUCAUACUACCGGAUAAUCCACCAUAUAAUAAAGGAGCAUUUCGCAUUGAAAUAAAUUUUCCCGCAGAGUAUCCUUUUAAGCCUCCAAAGAUAAACUUUAAAACAAAAAUAUAUCAUCCAAAUGUGGAUGAGAAAGGGCAAGUGUGCUUACCAAUUAUAAGUGCUGAAAACUGGAAACCAGCUACAAAGACAGACCAAGUUGUACAAGCUCUGAUAGCAUUAGUAAAUGAUCCUGAACCAGAGCAUCCUUUAAGGGCAGAUCUUGCAGAAGAAUUUUUAAAGGAUAGAAAAAAGUUUUUAAAAAAUGCAGAAGAGUUCACAAAAAAGCAUGCAGAAAAAAGGCGGGAAUCAUCAUCUUCUAACGAAUAACCACGAGUGACCAAUUUUACUCACCAUGAUGCCUGCCACUCGUCAGCUAAUUUAAUUCAAACCAUGAUAGACUUCUCUGUUACAUGAAAAGCAAGUUGAAUAAGAUACAUGUGUACAGUAUUGGUUAACUACUGACAAUGAUAUUAAUAUGUGCAAAUUGUAAUGUUUAUAAAGUGGAUAAACAAAUUUUUCAGAGCAAAGUAAAAAUAUAAUAAACUAACUGUAUGAUAUUGUAUACAAUUUGUAUUUUGAAGUUGUUAUAUGGAUAUGCGAUCCAUAUGAUUUUAGGAAGCAUAAAAAACAUCACCUGCUCUUUUUUCUGUUGAAAGCAAAGCAAUUAUAGUUCAUUGUGACAAAUACGACAUAGAGUAAUGUAUUUACCUUCAAUGUUAAGAAAUUACAAACAUGUUAACUCUUCAAA